This is a messenger RNA of Dinoponera quadriceps, 552 nucleotides long. RefSeq lists its product as uncharacterized. Lineage: Eukaryota; Metazoa; Arthropoda; Insecta; Hymenoptera; Formicidae. Bases 1 to 552 code for a protein of 183 amino acids. The transcript has 6 exons. Gene Ontology annotation, biological process: detection of chemical stimulus involved in sensory perception of smell; sensory perception of smell. Gene Ontology annotation, molecular function: olfactory receptor activity; odorant binding. Gene Ontology annotation, cellular component: plasma membrane. The record is from RefSeq and is a predicted model, not a curated record.
AUGUUCGAAAUUGCCAGUUACAGAAUAGAGCACGCUUUUGAUGAAAUAUUGGGCAUGAACGUGACGAGGAAAUGUUGUUCGUACUGCACGAAAAUAAUAAACGCCGUGAGCAUGCAGAGAAGAGCUAUCAUAUUCACCGAGUUUCUAAGGUCCAGCUUCGCUAUUUCGUACGUUUUCCUGAUCUCUUUAGGAGUGGUCUCCCUGUCUGUUAAUAUGUUGCGCCUUUUCUUGGCUACGCAAUAUUUGAGCGAUUUUGAGGAAUUGAUCAUCGCCACGCUAUUCGUCCUCGGUCAUAUCUAUUACAUAUUUUUGGGUAAUUACACUGGCCAGAAGCUGAUAGACUACAGCAUGGGUAUGUUCUACAAAAUAUACGAGUCACAAUGGUAUGUCGCUCCGUUACACGCGCAGAAAUUGUUGCUAUUCAUGAUGCAAAGGAGCAUCAAAAGUAUCUCCAUUCGUUUGGGAGGUAUUUUCGUUCCUUCAUUGGAAGGUUUCGCGACGAUUACCAGCAUGUCACUUUCGUACUUCACGGUAAUUCGUGCCGUUCAAUAA